Messenger RNA from Rhagoletis pomonella (apple maggot), 9082 nucleotides. It is a transcript of the gene Zmynd8, whose product is annotated as protein kinase C-binding protein 1. The transcript is spliced from 7 exons. The record is from RefSeq and is a predicted model, not a curated record. Gene Ontology annotation, molecular function: protein binding. The coding region runs from base 1339 to 7980 and encodes 2213 amino acids. NCBI's taxonomy places the organism in Eukaryota, Metazoa, Arthropoda, Insecta, Diptera, Tephritidae.
AAACUUCUGCUGCCGUUCUGUCGCUUGUUGGUAAUUUGUCGUGGGCGCAUUCGUGCAUUUUGUACGCCACGUAGAAGAAGAAGCAGCUGAGCUUGAAUUUUCACUUCUUUUCCCUCCACCUUUCUCACACGAUUUCCGACAAAUUCUGUUUUGUCCAAUUCCAACAACAAUUUAAAAGCCGAAUACGUUUUCCGACGUGAACGGGCACAAACGAAAAUGUGGAAGAGAAAAUCCACACAAAUACCAAGCAAGCGAACAAAAACAAAUUCAUCGGCGUUGCGAAUGCGACGAAGUGCAGAAUAGUGACGAAGUAUUGUGAACAACAUCGACGAAGUCAAAUAGCCAGGGAGACUUUAGCAGACAACAGCACAGUGAGCAGCAGCCGCGCGAGCGACGACGUAAACGCCAUAAAUUUGUAUUUGGAAUACAUUUUUUUCAAUGGAAAAUCAGCAAAUUAAUAUGUUUUUUAAAGUUUGGUAAGAAUGUGUAAAUACAAUUUGUGUAUUGCAUGGCUAGAAAUUUAACUCUUGAAAAAGUUAUUAGAUACAAUUGCUGAGGAAUUGGCUAGAAAGCAAACUACAAAAACCAAAACGUCAAGUAUAAAUUUGUAUGUAUUUACAUGCGUGUGCACAUUUGCACAUACAUACACAUAAGUGACCGAUUUGAUUUGCGAAAUGCGAAGGCGACAAAGUCGAUGAAGAAAAGCAAUUUCUAGUAUUGAGAAGCAAAAAAUAAAAAUUUGUAUGAACUUUAUUCCACAAGAAUAGUUAAAUAGAAUUGACCGCAUUGGAAGAAAGCGAACAGUGGACUAUAAUAAAAGUUGUGUGGUAAGGAAUUCCGGGUGAGAUUAGUAUGUACAUACAACAUCGGGAAUAGAUUUGUAUAAAUGAAAUGUUGGCAAAUAACAUUAGCCGACCGAAUAUCCCAUAUCGCUAAGCAAUCACAUUAUUUAUGCAAUAAUAUAUUCGUUGAUUUGCGAAAAUUGCUUAACUGAGUAACUGGCGCGUUGGAGAAAUCAAUACAUACAGUGCAAAAGUCCUGGUCAUUACAUCGGCAGCCAUUUCAACAACUAGCUACAAACAUACAUACGUACCUACUGUGAACACAGUACGCCAGAAAAGGUGCAGCGGUAGAAAGGAAGGUAGCGCUAGUAGCCACUCCAUGGCCACGAGUGUAAAACCCGUACGAAAAGCAGCGGUUCACGACAAGGCGGAAAGAGUAGCACAAUAAGUAAGAGCAACGGCGGCAGCAACAAGAUCACGAUAGCUCACACACCAAACCACACAUCCUUUGACUCUGUGACCAUAUCAGCAUUCAUAUGAUAUCAUCAGUGUUGUAAUGGAGCAAAACGCUUUGGCUACCGAGGAUAGCGUUGACUCGAUACCGGGUCCAGCGUAUGAACGUAUUGUCGGUGCCACGCCCAUAUUAACGUACGGCGCUAAAGUCGACAACCGGCACGCAAACAGCGUAAUAUUAGCCGUGGAAGAAGGAGCGGAAAUGGAAGAUGAAGAUGGCAGUGAUAUCGAUGGAGAUGAUGAUGAUGAUGAUGAUGAUGAUGAUAUGGAUACCGAAGAGCCAGAUGAUGAACAGAGGGUAUGUCAAGCUGAAGAAGAAAGUAUCAUGGAACAUGAUUAUAGAGGACGGGAUGAUUAUAAGGAAAAUGAAAGCAAUUUAGUGCAGAAAGAGCUGGACGCAUUGGAAGGCGCUGCAGUGGCCGCUGCCGCUGCUACCGAGCAAAUAAACGAUAACAUCGGUAGCUCUACGACCACGUCUGCUGCGACAACAAUUGUGGAGCCGGUAUCCAAACCGGUUUUGGAAACGAUUGUUACCGAUAAGGCAACAACUAUGCGGAUUGAGUCAUCUUCAGCCGAUGCUGGCGACUGCCCAAUACCGGUACAAAUCGUCUCAGCUUUGACGGUGCCGCCUAAGCUGCUGUCCAUGCAAUCGAAAAACAAUAAGUUAAUAAUGGUACAGAUGUUGAAUGAGCAGGCAGUAGAUGGCAAAAAUGCUUCUAUUAAAAGUACAUUGACCGACCCACUGGCAAAUGACCCGAUCGCCACCGAAACGGAGGUCUCAGAUUCUGCUGGCAAAACUCAUUCGCCAAAUCAAGACAAAUCGCCUAAUUUAUCUCAACAACAACAAAACCAACAACAUAGCUUACGCUUUCUAGCACGCAGCAGUACACCGCUUUCACGUGAAUUUCUCGCACUCCAACGUUCGGUGAAUGAAUCGAAAGUAUUGAGUGAAUUUGUCACCGAUGCGGUGCGAAAGCGGCAAAAGAGCGCACCUAAAGAUGCCAAUGAACCAGCAACAUCACAACAUCAUCAUCAUCACCAUCAUUAUCAUGCACAUGGGGAAAAGCCACGUAAGCCUGGCAAGUUUGCACCACUCAAGGAUGAUAACGCGAGCUCCACUUCGAGCACUAUACCACGGCGUUCGCGCAGCAAGAGUGUCAAUCGCAAAAGCAUUGAUGGUUUGGAUGCAGCCGGUGGCAAGCUGAAGCGCUGGCCUUCCGAUGAGAAGUUGCUCAAGCGUACAAAUAUGCGUUCACAAAAUUCAGAGUUCGUGCAAAAGCAAAUUGAGUUUUUGAAUCGUGUGAAGCACGAUGAGGGCGAAGUGUCAUCGGAGGCAGAGGAUGGCGAGCGUAGUCUUGUCAAUGGUGGCGACGAGGAAGAAAUGCAUUUACCAAUGGAACACAAUACAAUGAACGAUAGCAAUGUGUCGGCUCCUGGGCUGGUGGGCAGCACAAGUUCAUUGUUGGAGGCUUCAUUGGAAGUUGGUGGAAAAAAUUGUAUGCCGGUAAAUGUAGAUAGCAUAGAGGCGCGAUUGAUGGCCUAUUGGGCGCCCCCGCCGAAGCGCGGCUGGGAUAGCUUUUGCUGGAAGUGCCGCGAGUGUGUCGAUCUAUUUCCCUGCUCUAAGUGUGUGCGUGGCUUUCAUUGCACUUGCAUUAAGGUUACAGCAUCCACAAAACUAGACGACUCGUGGGUAUGUCCCGAAUGCGUGAGCGUGGAGAAUGUAUUAAAUGGACCCAAACGCAGCUCACGUCGCGGUGAGGUAUCCUUGGAUUUGCUAAGCCAGCUGCUUUCGUUUGCGCUCAAACGCAUGAAGAUGGUGAAAGGGUAUCCAAAGUUCCUCUACAGCGACGAGGAUCUUUUACACUACUCGAAGUACAUUGUAAAUCCAGUUACGUUCACAGCGUUGCAGGAAAAGGUCGAGAAACGGGCAUUCCGUUGCUCAGAGGAGUUUCUUAAUGAAACAAAAUGGAUACUACACAAUGCACUCAUUUUAAACAGUGGCUGUGGCAGUGAGUACCCAUCAGAAACUGAUUUCACAAAAUCACACACUUUACAACUCCCAACUUCUCUUUCAGCCUCUAGCAAAGAGGUGUUCACUGCCAAAUCCAUAUUGAAGGUGUGCCGUCAGGAGGCCAAUGAGAUUGACACCUGUGGCGAAUGUUAUUUGAAUGCAAACACGCGCCCAGAUUGGUUUGUUGAUGUUUGCUCCCAGCCACAUCUUUUGCUUUGGGCAAAAUUGAAGGGAUUUCCCUAUUGGCCGGCAAAAGCCAUGGGACCAGGACAGGGUCUCUCCCAUGUGAAUGUGCGCUUUUUCGGUGAACAUGAUCGCGCGUUUGUGCCGGUCAAAGAUUGUUUCCUAUACUCCGAGCAGGAUCCGAAUACACAAACUGGUAAGCGUUCAGCGCGUGAAUUGGCCGAUUGCAUUAAAGAGGUGGAGUUGCAUAUUGAGAAGAUAAAAGUUAAAGUGGGCGCUUUUAAGUAUGCCAAAAUUAAAACACCUUACGAACCGGCAGAGGAAUUGCAGCAAUUAGAAAUGAUGAUGCCCGGCGUGACGGAGUAUAUGAAGCGGCAACAAUCGUUGGUGCCGAAGCCCUCGUUGCAAUAUAAAAUUGUGAAGACGGCGGAUAAUCAUUUGUCGAUUAUAAAAAAAGCGAGUGCCACAGAAUCGGGCAAUGAUUCAGAUCAUUCUGGUAGCCCAAAUAAGAAAUCCAGCUGCAGCGUGUCCUCGGGCAGUGGUAAUGGACUUGGGGCGAGUGUUGGCGAUAUAAAGACAUCCCAAAUUGCACCCAAGUAUGAGGUGGUGAGCAAAGCGAGCUCUGAUGAUAGCAAAUCAUCAAAGGUGACUGCAGUAAUUUUAAAAAGAAAGCCGAGUAGCGAACACAAGAAGGAGGCUAGCGAAGAUCUGGAUUUGCCAAUGCCGAAGAUGAUAAAAUUCGAUGAAGAGGAGGAUGAGCACAAACUGCUUGCGAGUGGUAGCACUGCUAAGCCUACAAGCGGAUGCGCUGUUAACACCGGAGAUAACGCAUUGGGUAAACGCAAGCAUGGUGCUGAUAAUAGUGGCGGAGGCGCAAACACCAGCGGGGGUAGUGCGGUCGAACCUGAGCGUCAUCGUACGAAGCAUGCCAAAAAUGAGCCGCGUGUACCACUGCUUACCAUCAAAACAAACGCAAAUGGAAAUACUUUAACAGUUGCCACGGACGGUGAUACAAAACCUGUCGCUACGAAUCCAAACACCAGUGCAACAUCCACAUUGAACGCGGAAGUGAAGACCGCGACUGUGUGUGUCAAGGAAGAAGUAGCUGCGGUGGCAAAGGCAAUAGCACUAACGCCACCCACAAAUAAUGCUCAAACGGUAAUGGAGAAUUUAGUUAAAAAUAAGCAUGGUGUGACAAUUAAGAAAAUAUCGAAAGAGGUAGCCAAGAAGGCUUCAACUGAAUCAACGAAGUUGACGGUGUCGGCAAAUGCAACGCCAGACGAGACACAAGCUGUCACACAGCUCGUAGGGAAGGACGCGCUUGCUGCUACAGCUGUCGUUAGCGAAACGCAAUUGCAGAGUACUGCUACAUCCCACACCAGCGACAGUAAAAGCGCUAGCGGUAGUAAAACCGAAAAUGGUAGCGGCAGUGAUAAGCCCAAAACGGAAGAGAACAAAAAAGGUGCGGCCAAAUCCGCAGCUGACACGCAUAUACUAAAGGACUUGGUGCCGUUUGUAGAGAUUAAAAGAGAAUUUACUUCAGAUGAUGAAGCAGAUUCACAAACGCCCGCCAAUGUGGGUAGGCAGGACAAAAAGCAGACAUCUGCAAAGGUACCCGCCAAUGAGAAAACAGGUGCGGCUACAUCGACCGCUGUGCCGGCAGCACAGACAAGCUGCGCUACUGCUGCUCAAGUCCCGUUGCCAGCAGUCACUACGCCAAACUUGUCACUAGUCAAGCAGGAAGUUAUGUCCGACGAUGAGGAGACGUCAACGAAGAUCAAUGUCGCUAGCAACGUUGUUUGUACCGCUUCCACACAGCCGGCGCUCGGCUCUGUCGCGGCUGCUGGCGAUAAGGCGAUCGACAUGCAGCCCACAACAGCUGCCCCAAAUCCGCUGCCCGAUGCGGUACGUGUUGGCGACACAAUGAUACAGCGCGUGAAUGCGAAAAACGUGCGUAAUCCACAGGCCACUUUAGUGACCCUGAAAUCACCAGCGCAGGUUGCACAAGAGGCAGCGGCUGCAAUGGAUGCAGCUACGGCGGUUGCGGCAGCUAUGCACGCAAGUCCGCCCAACAGGCGCUUGAAUGCGCGCGGCGUACCAUACGGUCCCUUGCCGGCCUCGGUUGUCGCUCAACCCCCGCAGCAGUCACAAAAGAGCGUUGUUGUAGCUAGCAAUGCAACAAACCGUGCAUCGCUGCAGCAGCAGCAGCAGCAACAGCCACCACAACAACAACAACAACUGCCACAAUCGCAGUCACCAGCUCAAUUGCAAGUGCAAGUGCAAGCGCAAACGCAACCACAACCACAACCACAACCGUUGCAACUGCCACCGCAGCAGCGUGCUCGCAAAUCGUUCCCCAACCGGGGCACAACCGAUAUUAGUCCUGCGCGUAGCAAUUUUCCAGCUGCGCCGCUACCAUCGCCUGGUCUACCGCCGCCCUCUACUUCGCCUUUGGCAACCAGCAACGAUUUGAAACGCACGCUGCUAAAGAAUAGCAUGGUGUCCAUACCACGACAAGCGUGGUCCCCGCAUGAGGUACAGCGAAAUGCCGCCGUUGGCACUAGCAGCAGCAACACCAGCAAUCAUUCGAUUCCUGUGCCGCCGCUGACUGCUGUUUCUAAAACGCCUGCGGUCGGGGCGGUGUUAGGCGACAAUAGCAAUGCUGCUAAUGCGAACAACAACAACAGCUCCAAUUCCAAUGCCAAUGCCACCAUUAACAGCACUUCAAUAGCCACGCCGUUUAUCAGCUGCAAUGGCGGCGGUAUGGGAUCCAGCGGCCCGGCGUUGCUUACGCCGCUGACGAUGUCGGCGCCACCGCCAUUGGCGGGCCUGUCGUCGUCAUUGUCCUCUCCGUCAACUAAUUUAUUAGCGCCCACAGCUAUCGCCUCUGUGACUGGAAACCUACCAAUUGUGGUCAACAGCAGCAGUAAUGUUGGCGGCAGCAUAUCCAUAUCAUCGGCUGUCGAACUGCCUACACAGCAGACGGUUAGCGCUGCGGUCGGCGCAAGUGGAGUGCCGAGCACAUCCAAUGGAGAUUUUGUUACACCCAGUCUGGCAGCUAUGGUGACCGAUGCGAUUUGUCGUGGUCCACCCAAGAUGGUACAACGGCCGAAUGGUCCUUUGCAAUCUGAUGGCGCGAACAUGUUCCCUUCGCAGGCGGGUCCGGUAUGUCAGACGCUGGUGGAAAAUGCACACAAAUUGACGGACUUUUUUAUAUCUGUCAUGGAAGAUACCAUGCUGGAGAUGUCUGUUGGCGAAGAGCCCGUAUUGCAAGCCAAAAUAACACUACUCAAAAUGGAACUCGAACGCACCAAGCAGGCAUAUGAGCAAGAAAUCGCUGAACUGAAACGCACCUCCGAUCUGAUGCUCUGCGAAAUGCGCAAAAGCAUGGAGAACGAAAAGACACGCAUCGCUAACGAGAUACGCAAACAAUGCGAGCAGGAACGUCUGCGCUCCAUAGAGGAGACUAAAAAGAAGCAGUGGUGUUCGAAUUGUGGACGUGAGGCGCAGUUCUAUUGCUGUUGGAAUACAUCCUACUGUGAUUAUCCAUGUCAGCAAAUGCAUUGGUCACGUCAUUCGGCAACCUGCGCACAGACGCGACCGACAAAUGCUAAUGUCUGCGAUAGUUUGGCCAAAACGGCAAGUAGCACUAUGACGACGACUGUUUCGGCUGUUGGGCAACAACAACAACAACAGCAGCAGCAGUUACUUGGCGUUGGUGGUGGUGGGAGUAAAGCUUCUAGUAGCAAUAUAAUGACUGUCACCACAACAACUUCAAUGGCGCAUCAACAGGCCUCACACUACAAUAAAACAAUGGGCAACAAGAAGGAUAAACACGGCGCAUCAAAAAUGAGUCAUCAGCAGUCUGUAGCAAAUGCGGUUAGCAGUGCUGGUAAUGUAAUCGGUAGCAACUCGAUGGCAACAAUUGCCGCUGCCAAUGCCAGCGGUAUAUCAGUACCAGCAGGAGCAGCGACAGAGCUGCUGAAAUUGCCCUCCAAUACUUACCUACGCACUGUGCCGCAGUGCGGCAAUGCUGGAACAAAUAAUAGUAGUGGUGGAAAUUUGCGUGGCUCAACGUACUCUGUGCAGCGUGUCAAUAUACCGUUGCCCAUUACCGCACUGGUGCAACGCGGCAAUAGCUGGGAACUGACCAGUGCUGCGCCCACCAACAACGCUGGCGCAACCAAUAUGGCCACCAUAACUGCACCGCCAUCGAAUGUAACGCCUGCAACGAUGACACAGUUAACACCCCAACAACAGCAACAACAACAACAACAACAACAGCGUAUGAUGAGCAGUGUUGCCAGUAGUGGUGGUGUAUCAUCCACCAUGACAAUGUCUAGAGGCAAUUCUCGAAGUCGUGCAGCUGCGGCAGCGCAAGCUAUGCAACAAACAAUGGCAACAAUGCAUAAUGCGUCAAGUGGUGGAGGAGGAAGUGGAGCAGCAGCAUCAUCGAUGUCUUGUGGCGUGCUACGACCGACACAGAUGUGAUGAUGCGCAGCAGCGAUUGCUUGCACAGCUGUGGGGAGCAGCAAUGAACAAGCGUUAGGGUGCACACAAAAUGUGACGCAUGCGGGCGGCAAUAGAAGAGGCGGUGGAGGUGGAAGAGAAGGAAUCUCAAUCACAACAAAAGCAACAGUGGCAACAGUAGCGCAGACAAUGAUGCCAAUGCCAGCAGCCACAGCGGAGGCAGUAGCUACAACGAAGCGUGCGCCAACAGCGUCGGGCGAUGGUUGCCCGCUUUCGAUCUCGCUGGUGAGGAAGUGAAAGGUCGAGACUGCAAACGAACUUGUAAAUAAAUGAAAUAAAAGCAGCAACAACGAAGUGCUGUGCACACGAAUAGAGAUAAUUUAUUUGUUAAAGUUGACAUUUUAGCUUUAGCUUUUUUAUUUACUAAUUUAAGGAUUUGUAAAUAGAAACGCUUAGAAUUGAGUAAUUAAAGUAAUUUAAUAGCAAUCGCGUACUACACAUAAAUUGAUAUGUCCAUACAUAUACAUACAUAUGUAAGUAAACCAAUCUACUCUUCUCGAAGUACUGCGUAAGCGCAUGUGCAAAACAUGCACAUUUACAUAUAUUUGUACAUACAUACAUACUACAAAAUUUACAUAAUGAAAUGUAUAAAAAAAAAAAAAUAAUAAUAAAACUUAGUUUUAAGUAUUUUAAAAGUAUUCUGCUACCUUAAAACGUAAUGGAAAUUAUAUAUUUAUUCAAACAUGAAAUAUAUCGAUGUAUUUUAAUAAGUGUACUCUAUUUAAGUUACUCAUGAAAUCUUAGAAGAGCCUAGCAAAACAACACGAAAAUAAAUAUAAAUGUAAGAUCGAUCAUACAUACACAUUUGUAAUUGACCGCAUAAAUAGGAACAUGCAUACACGCAUACACGCAUACAAGUAUUGCAUGCGUUCUUUAUCCAUAAAACUUUUCAUAUUCUUCUGGUAGCUGUAUUUCUUGCAUUAAAUACAAUUUGCUAUAAUUACGACUAGUCGUAAGUGUAUCUACAUAAGUACUAGUUUAAAUAUUCACAAAUAAUAUUACGAAUUACCGUGAUUAGCUUGUAGUUAUAAAUACAGAUGUAUCGAAUUAGUUAAAAAAAAAA